This is a messenger RNA of Dermacentor albipictus, 2533 nucleotides long. It is a transcript of the gene Snx21, whose product is annotated as Sorting nexin 21. Gene Ontology annotation, molecular function: protein binding; phosphatidylinositol phosphate binding. Gene Ontology annotation, biological process: protein transport. The record is from RefSeq and is a predicted model, not a curated record. Lineage: Eukaryota; Metazoa; Arthropoda; Arachnida; Ixodida; Ixodidae. Gene Ontology annotation, cellular component: early endosome membrane.
AUUCAGAGUGAUCUGAUCGUCAAUCGCUUAUACCAGUACAAUUAGCAGAUACUUUUAUUCGUACAGUACUUACAAAUGUCGAAUAGCUGAUGAUAUUUAACGGCAUCAGUCAAUUAGCUUCGAUGCCCAUUGGUCAACGACGACGACAGCGCCGUGUCGUACGCUGUGACAGCGCCAAUGCCCCCAAUUGAUCAAAAUUCGUUAUAAAGACGGCAGUGUGGAGAGUCCGAUACCGAGACAACAGAAAUUGUCUCGGACUGUGAGACGACGGCAGUGAAACUCGCUCGGAGGUCGAACGGUUGUUUUUGGUAAAUAAUCAUUGCACUCGUUGCUUGGCUGGCUGUGUCAGAGGCGUGUGCCCUUGCAGCUGCGCUGGCUGCGCCUCGCACAAGGCUGGCUGCGGUAGUAGUGACUGCGGAGGUGUCACGGUGAUGAUUUCAGAUCGACGAGUUACAACGCGUGUUCGUAGUACUGUGUAGUUAUGAGCUCCGAGGAACUGAACUCUUCUCUUUCUGAUGACGUGGACGAACUGCGUUGUUCCCAAGUGGUGGGAACACUUUGCUUUUCUGACGCUGCAGAUGACACGGGGGAGUGUUUCGUCUCGUCGACAUCGAGAACCAUUCGCUCGUGGUCAAAGACUUCACAGCCAAACACCUUGAUGGCCUCAGCAGGUGAUCCUCCAUCCAGAGUAGGACCUCAACAGGUGGUCUUUGAGAUUGUGUCUGCCAAAACAGUCGUUGAAGGACGUAAGAAGUUCGUGUGCUACACAGUGCUUGUGAAAAAGAGUCCUGGACUGGAGAGACUUCCAGGGGUCCUGGAGCGUCGCUACUCUGAUUUUUCGGCCCUGUUUGCGGGUCUGCGUCGCCGUCACCCAUCAUGCGUGGCUCUGCGUGACUUCCCUUUCCCCCGCAAAGCCCUGCUGGGAAAUUUUACUACCGAGGUGAUAACAGAACGUAGUUUGGCCUUUCGCCACCUGCUGUCCCGUGUCCAUGCAUCGCCGGAGUUACGUCGGUCACCAGAGUUUGCAGAAUUCACAUGGCGCCGGGAAGUGUGCCGUGCUCAUCGGCUGAUGACUGCUGGCCAGUUUGAAGAUGCCUCUGUCUUGCUUGAAAAUGCUUACUCCGUGCAAGAGAAAGUUCUUGGAGAUGGCGACCCGGACACAUUCACCACCUUGGCGGUGCUCACAGCUUGCCUGAAUGCAGUGGACAAUGUGGCUGAGGCACAGAAAUAUGCUGAGCUGGCCCUGUCCAAGCGGCUGCCUGGCGGCACUGUGUCAAAUCCCAGCGACCUAGAGGUGCCAUUACUUGUGCUGGCAAUUCGACUUUGGUGGGCGGUGGGAAAGGAGAAGCGCGAGCUGGAGGAGCGACUGCGCCAGGUGAAGGACACGGGAGUCAAUGUGGAUGCUCUGCCGACACUGCUUGAGCUGGUACUCAAGAAGGAUAGUGCUACCUUGUAUUCAUCCUAACAUGAUAGACUACCAGCACUUGCUCCUCACAGGCUGUGUUGCCCACCACUCUGUGCGGCUGCAGGCCUUUGGGAUUUUGCAGCUCUUCUUUUCUCAUCUGUGGAUGAGGUCAGUAAUUCCUUGUCCGUGUGCAAAAGGUUUUGAUGACAGUAGCUACAGUCUUCAUAGGCUAAGUAGAUGCAACUGGACAUCACUUACUUCAUGUGACUUCUGUGACCUGGAAUCUUGAAGCCUGCGACAAUGGGAGGCUUUGGGACUCUUAACAGCCUUUAAUUUUGUGGGAGUUUCAAGAAGCAUCUGCAGUUACAUCUUGUGUGAAAGUUAAAAUGUGAAGUGUGAAUUCAACAAGGAUUUGUGAAGUUUGAAUUAUUGCUUCAAUUUUCUCAUUGAAUCUUUCGGCUACAUUUUUAGUCAUUGCCAUGAAGGGGUUCUGCUGUGCCUCUCAGUGGUACAGCUUUCUAUGCUUUUUUCUGCUCUCCUAUUUUGUCAUGGCAUAAUCAUGCCUGAUGCAGCACAUUACAUGCCCGUUAUACUUGGCCAGUUGUGCACAACUGUGCGACACCUUUUGUUUCUUCCUGAUUUGUCUGCAUGUGAAUGUUUUUUGCCCAACCAUUCAAAGAAACCUUCCAGUGGUGGUGCCUUGGUGAUUGACUAAAUCAGGGAUAAGGUGAAUCGGGGUGUUUCAGAGCACUUUUAAGAGCACUAAAUGCCAUUGCAUUUGCAAGAAGAAUAUGGCACACUAAACAAGGCUUGGAUCGGAAAAUUAAGAUAGAGUACAUAUCUGUGUCUCAGAUGCGCCUGUGUCCAGCUGACUUUCCAUAUGUGGCAGGUAAGUAAGCACUUAAAUGCAUGUCACAGGCUUUUCCUUGUUGACAAUCCUGAAAUUGCUUGUGCUAUUGUUUUCAAAUGGCCAUUUGAAUAUGAAAUUUAAGGUGUCUUCAAUGUAGCAGGGAAGAAGUUUGGGCGUGUUGGUGGGAUGCAUUCAGACUGGGAUACAUAGCGCAAAAAAUUUCACAGGGACAAGCAGAACACAGCUUCCCGCUAUUCGAACGAACCGUUGUUGUCUAU